Molecule: messenger RNA, 1278 nt
Organism: Cladocopium goreaui
Lineage: Eukaryota; Dinophyceae; Suessiales; Symbiodiniaceae
Source: the annotation of a GenBank genome assembly
AUGGCAGAUGGUGUCUUUGGUGCUGUUGACCAUGUCUCUUCCAUUUUCUUACCCUUCGGAGCCACUUCGCCUCAGGGCCAGAGGAUCUAUGGCAUUUCUGCCUGCUUGCUGGCGCCUGACCUCCAAACCUUACUGCUGCUCUGUGACAUGGGAGCCAUCUACGGCGCCCGGGUAGAUUUCCAGGGUCUGAAGCUCUCCAACAUCAGCUGGAAACACUGGACAGAGAUCACCUCAGAUGACCAGUGGGGUGUUCCAAUGGCCAUGGACGUGGAGGGGAUGGCCUUGGACAACGGUACAGGAGAGGUGCUCUUGUCUUCUGAGCGGCCCUCCCACUUCUUCAGGCUCCCGGUUCCUUGGCAAAGCUUUGUCAACCCCGACAGCGGAAACGUGACGAAGGCUGUGUGGCUGCCGCAUCAGCCGAGCUUUGUCGAGGAGAACGAAGUGUCCAACAAGGGUUUGGAGGCCUUCACUGCCAGCGCGAAUCACACCUUCCUGGCUGGUGUCGAGGGUGCCUUGGAGAAUGACGACCCAGCGGUGCGGCGCAUUUACCAGGUCGAUUCGAGUGGCCGCUCCCUCUGGUCCGGAUUUUUGAUGGUGGACACCUUUCCUUCUCAUCCCUUGGGUCUCACGGAAUUGGCUGCCGUGAACCUGCCGAACCAAAGCGGAGGUCCUCAUUUUCUGUCCCUGGAGAGACGUUUCAGUCGAGCUGAAGAGAAUGACAUCCGCUUGUACCUGCUGGACCUGGCAGGUGCCAGUAAUGUGAGCAACUGCAGCGCCAUUUGUGACGGACCCUGCGACUUGCGAGGGGAGCAUCAGUGCGACCUGGACGAAUUGACCUCCAUCCAGAAGCGCUUGGUCUUCCAGUGGACUCCAACGCAGCUUCUGGGUGGUUUAAUGGUGGACAACUACGAAGCGAUGACCAUCAUCCCACCACAAGCUGUGGGGUAUGAAAGUGUCGAAGACUUGGGCGGUUUGGCAGUGCUGUUGAUCAAUGACAACAAUGACAACCCGCGUCAAAUUGGAACGCAGUUCGUACUGCUCCGCUUACCCUUUGCAACUGCUGGCGAGCCGACGCGCUGGCCACGGAUAAUGCUUCUUUUGGUAGUUCUGCCGGUCCUUGUGGCCCUGUGCAGUUUGUGCACGGUGUUCCUGCUUUGCCCCAAAGCGCGCCGACGCUGCCGGCGUCUUGGCCGCCGUGUGCGGCAUCAGACCUUUGAGGACGAUGAUCCUCCAGUCGACGCAGGUGUCUCCAAAUUGGGCCGCCCCGUCGCUGUGUGA